Molecule: messenger RNA, 1734 nt
Organism: Lolium rigidum
Lineage: Eukaryota; Viridiplantae; Streptophyta; Magnoliopsida; Poales; Poaceae
Product: F-box/kelch-repeat protein At5g60570-like
Exons: 2
Coding region: 126-1469 (447 amino acids)
Cellular component (GO): nucleus
Molecular function (GO): protein binding
Source: RefSeq, a predicted model, not a curated record
GGGAUGGGGCCGGUCGGCGCGCGCCGGUGGCCUGGAUCUCGCCGUCGGGGCGUCUCCGUCAGGGGUACUCUCUGAACCAUCAAACUUUUUUGUCCUCUGGUUUGGUUCACCUGUUAGAGCAAACAAUGGAGGAUUUACAAGAUUGCAACUCCAAAAGCCUUGUUGUUGUUCCUGGUUCUCUGGUUCUGCACCUCUUUAGGCUGUUCAGUCAGCAGGAUAAUUCCUGGCAGAAGUACGCCUUGGCUUACUUUCUUUUGGUCAGGAAUGAGUAUUUCUCAAGAGAGCCUAGGAAACAUUCAGCUGGGAAUGUGCAACAGGUUCGCUGCUGUGAUAGUUCAGUUGUAGGCAGUAAAGAACUGGAACUGAAGGAGCAGACUGCUACUGUUAAGACCCAAUCAGGAGGUGGUUCUAGUGCCAAUGGAUCAAAUGAUUGUCUCCUUCCUGGCCUUCAUGAUGACCUGGCUCAAGACUGCCUUGCUUGGACAAGCAGAUCAGACUACCCUUCACUCUCUGGUCUGAACAAGAAAUUUAAUAUGCUGAUUAACAGUGGAUACCUGUACAAACUGCGGAGGCAAUACGGCAUUGUUGAGCAUUGGGUAUAUCUGGCCUGUAGCUUGAUGCCCUGGGAAGCAUUUGAUCCAUCACGGAAUCGAUGGAUGAAGCUCCCUAGGCUGCCAUGUGAUGAAUGCUUCUCCUGUGCAGACAAGGAAUCACUUGCUGUUGGGACACAGCUGCUUGUCUUUGGCCGAGAAUAUGCAGGUCUUGCUAUUUGGAUGUACAAUCUAGUGACACGUCGUUGGUCUCGUAGCACUCCGAUGAAUCUUCCCCGAUGUCUCUUUGCCUCGGGAAGCUCUGGUGAGAUUGCCAUUGUUGCUGGUGGGUGUGAUAGGAACGGCCAGGUGCUGAGAUCUGCCGAGCUGUACAAUUCGGAGGCUGGCCACUGGGAGACUUUACCAGACAUGCACUUAGCCAGGAGACUCUCAUCAGGUUUCUUCAUGGAUGGGAAGUUUUAUGUCAUUGGAGGUGUGACAAGUGAGAGGGUUUCUCUGACCUGUGGAGAGGAAUACGAUCUUGGCACAAGGACGUGGAGAAGGAUACAUGAUAUGUACCCUGGAGGAACCAGUGCAUCUCAGUCACCCCCUCUUAUUGCCAUUGUAAAUAACCAGCUCUAUGCGGCUGACCAGUCGACAAACGUUGUCAAGAAGUACGACAAAGCAAAUAACACAUGGAACAUAGUGAAGCCUUUGCCCGUCAGAGCGGACUCUUCCAAUGGCUGGGGCCUAGCUUUCAGGGCUUGUGGUGAUAGAUUGCUGGUUAUUGGUGGCCAUAGAGGACCUCGUGGUGAAGUCAUAUUGCUGCAUUCUUGGUGCCCUGAAGAUGGGAACGGUGGAGGUGCUGACUGGGAGGUGCUGUCGGUGAAGGAGCGUGCCGGUGUUUUCGUCCACAACUGUGCAAUAAUGGGGUGCUGAUGAAUUUACCUUCAGUACAUGCCCCGCUUGUUUAGCAAAACCACCAAAUUCCUUGCUGCCCAUUUAGCUACCAUUAUAAUGACUUGUAAUUCAGAAAUGACACCCCCUUUUCGUGGAGCUGUCCAUUAAAUGUCUGGUCGAGAGCAUAGAGAGCAUUCAGUUCAGUUUAUCUGGAACUUCCUUUUAAUUAACACUUUUUCAAAGUUCGUUGUCCUUGUCUUGCACGAAAUUUAUGCUGUAUUCUUUAUUCAUCAUCCUUGCUGAA